AUGACCCAAACCCAUAUCCAUUUUCCCAAAUUCCCCCAAAACCCAGCACUACAGAGCCCGCUGCGCAGGGAAGAAUCGGUGAAAAGCGUCGUGGUAGAAGUCGUUCUGGACGAUCUUUUCGUUGGAGAGCUUCCGAAGAAGCUUCGCCAUCCAGAGGUGGUUGGCGUUUUGUUUUCCGGCGCAUUCAUCGACGAGAUCGCAGGCGUACUCGAGGAUGAACUCGCGGUCGUCGCGGGAGACCAGGCCGAACGACAUGCGCGGGUGCCCAUCGAUGUCGGCGUACCGCCGCUCGUGGAGGUUCGGCUCCUCGAACGGGUAGUCUCCCCGGGGGCGGAAGAUGACCUCCUGGUAGACGCCGACACCGGGCCUGUGCUUGUGCGUGCCCAGGUGCCAGCGCAGGCAGUACUCCCCCUUGCCGGGGAUGUACUCCUGGAGGAGGACCUCUACGGCGUGGGACGAAUCCCUGUACCCGUUCAUCAACUGCAACGAGCGAGAUCUUUUCUGACCGUGCAUGUUUGUUGA
This is a messenger RNA of Schizophyllum commune H4-8, 522 nucleotides long. RefSeq lists its product as uncharacterized. The coding region runs from base 1 to 522 and encodes 173 amino acids. Lineage: Eukaryota; Fungi; Basidiomycota; Agaricomycetes; Agaricales; Schizophyllaceae. The record is from RefSeq and is a predicted model, not a curated record. The transcript is spliced from 3 exons.